This is a messenger RNA of Haliotis rufescens (red abalone), 1287 nucleotides long. RefSeq lists its product as uncharacterized. Bases 1 to 1287 code for a protein of 428 amino acids. The record is from RefSeq and is a predicted model, not a curated record. The transcript is spliced from 5 exons. Lineage: Eukaryota; Metazoa; Mollusca; Gastropoda; Lepetellida; Haliotidae.
AUGGUGGAGUGGUAUCAGUGCGACGGAUGGAGGAGAUGGCAUGAGUGUGACGGAUGGAGGAGAUGGUAUAAGUGUGCCGGAUGGUGGAGUGGUAUGGAUGUGACUGAUGAAGGAGAUGGUAUGAGUAUGACGGACGGAGGAGAUGGUAUUAGUCUGACGGAUGGAGGAGAUGGUAUAAGUGUGACGGAUGGAGGAGACGGUGUGAGUGUGACGGAUGAAGGUGGUGGUAUGAGUGUGACGAUGGUGGAGUGGUAUGAGUGCGACGGAUGGAGGAGACGGUAUGAGUGUGACGGAUCGUGGAGUGGUAUGAGUGUGACGGAUGGAGGAGACGGUAUGAGUGCGAAGGAUGAAGGAGAUCGCAUGAUUGUGACGGAUGGAGGAUGUGGUAUGGAUGUGACGGAUAAAGGAGAUGGUAUGAGUGUGACGGAUGGAGGAGACGGUAUGAGUGUGACGGAUGGUGGAGUGGUAAGAGUGCGACGGAUGGAGGAGACGAUGGUGGAGUGGUUUGAGUGCGACGGAUGGAGGAGACGGUAUGAGUGUGACGGAUCGUGGAGUGGUAUGAGUGUGACGGAUGGAGGAGAUCGCAUGAGUGUGAUGGAUGGAGGAUGUGGUAUGGAUGUGACGGAUAAAGGAGAUGGUAUGAGUGUGACGGAUGGAGGAGACGGUAUGAGUGUGACGGAUGGUGGAGUGAUGGUGGAGUGGUAUGAGUGCGACGGAUGGAGGAGACGGUAUGAGUGUGACGGAUCGUGGAGUGGUAUGAGUGUGACGGAUGGAGGAGACGGUAUGAGUGCGACGGAUGAAGGAGAUCGCAUGAGUGUGACGGAUGGAGGAUGUGGUAUGGAUGUGACGGAUAAAGGAGAUGGUAUGAGUGUGACGGAUGGAGGAGACGGUAUGAGUGACGGAUGGUGGAGUGGUAUGAGUGCGACGGAUGGAGGAGACGGUAUGAGCGUGACGGAUGGAGGAUGUGGUAUGGAUGUGACGGAUGGAGGGGAUAGUGUGAGUGUGACGGAUGGAGGAGAUGAUAGUGUGAGUGUGACGGAUGGAGGAGAUGGUAUGCGUGUGACGGUUCGAGGAGAUGGUAUGAGUGUGACGGAUGGAGGAGAUGGUAUGAGUGUUACGGUCGGAGGGGAUGGUAUGAGUGUGACGGAUGGAGGAGAUGGUAUGAAUUUGACGGAUGGAGGAGAUGACAUGUGUGUGACGGUUCGAGGAGAUGGUAUGAGUAUGACGGAUGGAGGAGAUGGUAUGAGUCUGAUGGUUCGAGGAGACGGUAUGAGUGUGACGGAUUGA